Messenger RNA from Notothenia coriiceps (black rockcod), 8836 nucleotides. RefSeq names its product neurogenic locus notch homolog protein 1-like. The transcript is spliced from 32 exons. Gene Ontology annotation, biological process: multicellular organism development; cell differentiation; regulation of developmental process. The record is from RefSeq and is a predicted model, not a curated record. Gene Ontology annotation, cellular component: cell surface; signaling receptor complex; plasma membrane. Gene Ontology annotation, molecular function: signaling receptor activity; calcium ion binding; protein binding. NCBI's taxonomy places the organism in Eukaryota, Metazoa, Chordata, Actinopteri, Perciformes, Nototheniidae. The annotation marks the transcript as partial.
GUGCUGGAAUGGAUUCGCAGGAAGCAGGUGCCAGUUUCGUGACCCGUGCACCACAUCGCCAUGCAUGAACGACGGCAUGUGUCGCGCUGUGACCAAGGGCAACACGGCGGACUUUAACUGCACCUGCAAACUGGGCUACACCGACCGCCGCUGCAUGACGCCCAUCAACAACGUGUGUAUCAGCUCGCCGUGUCGCAACGGAGGCACCUGCGAGCUGGAGAGCCUCCAGACGUACAAGUGCCGCUGCCCCCCUGGAUGGUCAGGUAAGCUGUGCCAACAAGCCGACCCCUGUGCCUCAAACCCGUGUGCCAACAGCGGCAAAUGCACCGCCAUCGAGUCCCACUACAUCUGCACCUGCACGGCCUUCUUCACCGGAAAGACCUGCAAACAGGACAUCAACGAGUGUGACGCAAGCCCGUCACCCUGCAGGAGUGGCGGGUUGUGCAUCAAUGAGGUCGGAGGCUACAAGUGCCAGUGUCCGCAGGAAUACACGGGGAAGCACUGCGAGAGCCGCUACAUGCCCUGCAACCCGACGCCAUGCCACAACGGAGGCACCUGCAUCCAGAGGGGAGAGACCAGCUACGAAUGCUCCUGUGUACCAGGUUUUAAUGGGAAAAACUGCAACCUCAACAUUGAUGACUGUCCAGGUCAUGGGUGCCUGAAUGGAGGGACGUGUGUAGAUGGAGUCAACACCUAUAACUGCCAGUGCAAACCAGAAUUUACAGGUCAACUUUGCACCGAAGAUGUCGAUGAGUGCCAGCUGAUGCCCAACGCCUGCCAAAAUGGCGGAACAUGUCACAACACCUACAGCAGCUACCAGUGCGUGUGCGUGAACGGCUGGACGGGUGACGACUGCAGCGAGAACAUCGACGACUGCGCCAGCGCCGCGUGCCAUCAGGGCUCCACCUGCCAUGACCGCGUGGCUUCCUUUCACUGCCAGUGCCUGCCGGGCCGCACAGGACUGCUGUGCCAGCUGAAGGACGCAUGCAUUAGCAACCCGUGUCAGAAAGGUUCCAACUGUGACACCAGCCCUGUCAGCGGAAACCAUUUCUGCACCUGUCCGACUGGGUACAUCGGAGCGUCCUGUGAUCAGGAUGUGGACGAGUGCUCACUGGGUUCCAACCCAUGUGAGCAUGCAGGGAAGUGUAUAAACACCAAGGGCUCGUUCCAGUGUAAGUGCCAGCGUGGUUACGUGGGGCCGCGCUGCGAGCUCGACAUCAACGAGUGCAUGUCCAACCCCUGUUUGAAUGAGGCCACCUGCCUGGACCAGAUAGGAGACUUCCACUGUAUCUGCAUGCCAGGUUACGAGGGGGAGUUCUGCGAGAUCGAUACAGACGAGUGCGCCAACAGCCCCUGCCUGAACAACGGCAAGUGUAUCGACAAGAUCAACGCCUUCCACUGCCAGUGCCCCACAGGCUUCACUGGGAACCUUUGCCAGAUAGACAUCGACGAGUGUGCCAGCACGCCUUGCAAAAAUGGCGCCAAGUGCACAGACGGCCCAAACAAGUACACCUGCGAGUGCACUGAAGGUUACUCUGGGAGGCACUGUGAGACAGACAUCAACGAGUGUUACUCGGACCCCUGCCACUACGGCACCUGCAUCGACGGCCUGGCCUCUUUCAGCUGCCAAUGCAAGCCGGGUUACACCGGGCGUCUGUGUGAGACCAACAUCAACGAGUGUCUGAGCCAGCCGUGCAGGAACGGAGGCACCUGCCAGGACCGGGAGAACGCCUACAUCUGUAGCUGCCUCAAGGGCACCACAGGAAUCAACUGUGAAAUCAACAUUGACGACUGCAAGAGCAAUCCCUGUGACUAUGGGACCUGCAUCGACAAGAUCAAUGGCUACGAGUGUGCAUGUGAACGCGGCUACUCUGGUACCAUGUGUAACAUGAACAUUGACGAGUGUGCCAUAAACCCCUGCCACAAUGGCGGCACCUGUAUCGACGGCAUCAACAGCUUCACCUGCGUGUGUCCAGAAGGUUACCAUGACACCACCUGCUUCUCCCAGGUCAACGAGUGCCUCAGCAACCCCUGCAUUCAUGGCCACUGCGAUGACAAGAUCAACGGCUAUAAAUGCCUGUGUGAUUCUGGCUGGAGCGGUAAAAACUGCGACAUUAACAACAAUGAGUGUGAAUCCAACCCCUGUAUGAAUGGAGGCACCUGCAAGGACAUGACCAGCGGAUAUGUCUGCAACUGUCGCAUGGGCUUCACCGGCCCAAACUGUCAGACCAACAUCAAUGAAUGUGCCUCCAACCCCUGCCUCAACCAGGGGACGUGCAUUGACGAUGUCGCUGGUUACAAGUGCAACUGUGUCCUGCCCUACACGGGAGAGAACUGUGAAACCUUGAUGGCACCCUGCAGCUCUAAACCCUGCAAGCAAGGAGGAGUGUGUCAGGAGUCAGAGGACUAUCAGAGCUUCUCCUGCAUCUGUCCUGAAGGAUGGCAAGGUCAAACAUGUGAGGUGGACAUCAAAGAGUGUGUAAAGAAUCCCUGUCGCAAUGGAGCGACCUGCCAGAACACUUUGGGCAGUUACCGCUGUGCAUGCAAACCGGGCUUCGCUGGACGCAACUGCGAAAGCAACGUGGAUGACUGCAAGCCCAACCCCUGCAGUAACGGCGGCCUAUGUAAGGACGAGGUGAACGGCUUCCUGUGCACCUGCCAGCCCGGCUUCAGGGGCACAAAGUGCCAGGAGGACAUCAACGAGUGCGAGAGCAACCCCUGCAAGAACGGAGCCAACUGCACCGACUGCGUCAACAGCUACACCUGCACCUGCCCGGCCGGAUUUAGCGGGAUCCACUGUGAAAAUAACACGCCUGACUGCACCGAGAGCUCCUGUUUCAAUGGGGGUUCCUGUAUGGACGGCAUCAACACCUACACCUGUUUAUGCCCGCCGGGCUUUACUGGGAGCUACUGCCAGCAUGACAUCAACGAGUGUGACUCCAAACCCUGCCUGAACGGCGGCACCUGCCAGGACAGCUACGGCACAUACAAGUGCACCUGCCCUCACGGAUACACAGGGCUCAACUGCCAGAAUUUGGUCCGCUGGUGCGACACGUCUCCCUGUAAGAACGGUGGAACUUGCUGGCAGAGAGGAACCUCCUACAACUGCGAGUGUGAGACCGGCUGGGGGGGACUUUAUUGUGAUGUCCCAAGUGUCUCCUGUGAGGUGGCGGCCAAACAGAGAGGAGUGGACGUUUCCCUUCUUUGCCGUAACUCGGGUCAGUGUCUGGACGCAGGAAACGUGCACUACUGCCACUGCCAGGUUGGAUAUACUGGCAGUUACUGUGGGGAGCAGGUGGACGAGUGCACCCCCAACCCCUGCCAGAACGGAGCCACCUGCACUGACUUCUUAGGCGGAUACACCUGCAAGUGUCUGCCAGGAUACGUGGGGACGAACUGCUCUGACGAGAUCAAUGAAUGUUUCUCCCAGCCGUGCCAGAACGGGGGCACCUGCAUUGACCUGAUCAAUACCUACAAAUGCUCCUGUCCCCGGGGAACCCAAGGUGUGCACUGUGAGAUCAACAUGGACGACUGCAACCCAUUCACCGACCCGGUCACCAACGAGCCCAAGUGUUUCAACAAGGGCAAGUGUGUGGAUCGAGUGGGGGGCUACCACUGCAUCUGCUCUGCGGGGUACGUAGGGGAGCGCUGCGAGGGAGACGUCAACGAGUGUCUCUCCAACCCCUGUGACUAUCGGGGGACGCACAGCUGCAUUCAGCUCACCAACAGCUACCGCUGCGACUGUCGCACCGGAUACACAGGUGAACGCUGUGAAACCGUGUUUGAUGGAUGUAAGGGGAAGCCGUGUCGCAAUGGAGGGUCCUGCGCCGUAGCCAGCAACACACAAUACGGUUUCAUCUGCAAAUGUCCUCCUGGUUUUACCGGCUCCACGUGUGAAUAUGACGCCCAGGCCUGCGGCAGCCUUCACUGUCGUCAUGGAGGCACCUGUAUCUCCGGCCACAAGAACCCCAAGUGUCUGUGCACCCCAUCCUUCACCGGGCCGGAGUGCCAGUAUCCCACUGACAGCCCUUGUAACUCCAGCCCCUGUUACAACGGUGGCACGUGUGAGUACACCACCGAGGCGCCUUUUUACAACUGCGUCUGCCCCAACAACUUCAACGGCCUCCGCUGCCACAUCCUGGACUACAGCUUCCAGGGAGGGUUCGGACACGACAUCCCGCUGCCGCCUCCCGAGGUGGAGGUCAGUUGCGACAUCCCGCUGUGCGAGGAAGCUCAGCACAACGAGUACUGCGACGUGCUCUGUAACAACCACGCCUGUGGCUGGGACAACGGAGACUGCUCGCUCAACUUCGACGAUCCGUGGAAGAACUGCUCGGCCUCUCUGCAGUGCUGGCGGUACUUCAACGAUGGGAAGUGUGAUUCGCAGUGUGACAACGCCGGGUGUCUGUACGACGGGUUUGACUGCCAGAAUCUGGAAGGACAGUGCAAUCCUCUGUAUGACCAGUACUGCAAAGACCACUACGCUGACGGCCACUGCGACCAGGGCUGCAACAAUGCUGAGUGUGAGUGGGACGGCUUGGACUGCGCUAACAGCAUGCCAGAGAAGCUCGCAGUGGGCCAGCUGGUCCUGGUGGUGCAUAUAGCCCCCGUGCAGCUCCUCAACAACUCCUUCGGCUUCCUGCGCGAGCUGAGCCGCGUCCUCCGCACCAACGUGGUCUUCAGAAAGGACGCCAAGGGCGAGACGAUGGUGUACCCAUACUACGGGAACGAUCACGAGCUGAAAAAGUACACAGUUAAGCGCUCAGUGGAUUCCUGGUCAGAGGUUCCUGGCAAGGUGCUGAACGUGAUGAAGAGGAGCCUGAAAGACAUGGUGGGCGGGAGCAGGAGAGUGAGGAGGGAGCUGGAUCACCUGCAGAUCAAAGGUUCUAUGGUUCACUUGGAGGUGGACAACCGUCAGUGUUUCCAGCAGUCCACCGAGUGUUUCCAGAGCACCGAUGACGCUGCUGCCUUCCUCGGAGCUCUGGCCUCCAGUGGCAAACUGGACGUUCCCUACACCAUCGAAGCAGUUUAUAGCGGUGUGGACCCCCCGCCAUCGCAGGACCUCUACCCGAUCUACCUGGUCCUGGCCGGCAUCGGGAUACUGGCCUUCCUAGGAGUGGGAAUGGUGGCUGCCCGAAAGCGCCGCCAUGAGCACGGGCGCCUCUGGCUCCCCGAGGGCUUCAAGACCACCGAGACCAGCAAGAAGAAGAGACGAGAGCCUGUCGGAGAGGAUUCUGUGGGAUUAAAGCCACUGAAGAACGCCUCGGACAUUUCACUCAUGGACGACGCACAAAAUGACUGGGGAGAAGACGAGCCUUCGGAUGCAAAGCGCUUUAGGCAGUUUGACGAACAGGCUAUCCUGGAGGUGGACAACCAGACGGACCACCGUCAGUGGACGCAGCAGCACCUGGACGCCGCCGACCUGCGCGUCCCCUCCAUCGCCCCCACACCCCCUCAGGGCGAGAUUGAGAAUGACUGCAUGGAUGUCAAUGUCCGGGGACCAGAUGGAUUCACGCCGCUGAUGAUCGCCUCCUGCAGCGGGGGAGGUUUAGAAACAGGCAACAGUGAGGAAGAGGAGGACGCCUCCGCCAACGUGAUCAAUGACUUCAUCUACCAGGGUGCCAACCUUCACAACCAGACCGACCGCACGGGGGAGACCGCUCUGCACCUCGCCGCCCGCUACGCUCGUUCCGAUGCCGCCAAGCGCCUGCUGGAGGCCAGCGCAGACGCCAACGUGCAGGACAACAUGGGCCGGACGCCUCUCCACGCCGCUGUGGCCGCUGACGCUCAGGGGGUCUUCCAGAUUCUGAUAAGGAACCGUGCUACAGACUUGGACGCCCGCAUGCAUGACGGCACGACACCCCUGAUCCUGGCUGCCAGGCUGGCCGUGGAGGGCAUGGUGGAGGAGCUCAUAAACUGUCACGCUGAUGUCAAUACAAUCGAUGAUUUUGGUAAAUCAGCCCUGCAUUGGGCCGCAGCAGUAAAUAACGUGGAGGCUGCAAUUGUACUUCUCAAGAAUAGUGCCAACAAGGACAUGCAAAAUAACAAGGAGGAAACGCCUCUAUUCUUGGCUGCGAGGGAAGGAAGCUUCGAGACUGCCAAGGUCUUACUCGACCAUUUUGCUAACAGAGAAAUCACCGACCACAUGGACCGGCUGCCCAGAGACAUUGCGCAGGAAAGAAUGCACCACGACAUCGUGCGGCUGAUGGACGAUUACAACCUGGUACGGAGCCCUCACAUGCAUGGAGGGUCGAUGGGCACCACACUCUCCCCCCCCCUCUGCUCGCCCAACGGCUACCUGGGUAUGAAGCAGCACCAGCCUCAGGGCCAGGGCAAGAAGGCGCGCAAGCCCAGCGCCAAAGGCAUCGGCUGCAAGGACGGCAAAGACAUGAAGGUGAAGAAGAAGAACUCGCAGGACGGGAAGUCCGGAAACCUGCUGGACGGCUCAGGUGUUCUGUCACCGGUUGACUCGUUGGAGUCUCCACACGGCUACGUGUCUGACGUGGCCUCACCGCCCAUGAUGACGUCCCCUUUCCAGCAGUCACCUGUGUCCCUGAACCAUCUGCAGGGUAUGUCCGACCCCCACCUGUCUGUGAACCACAUGGUGAUGCCAAACAAGCAGGAGCUGGCUCGAAUGCAGUUUGACCCGCUGCCCCCCCGUCUCACCCACAUGCCCGUGUCUGGCGCCGGUGGUCAGGGCGCUAUCAACGGCCAAUGCGAUUGGCUGUCCAGGAUGCACGGCAACAUGAGCCAGUCCAGCCAGUUUAACCCCAUGAGAGGAGCAGCCGGGGGUCAGGCAGCCCUGCAGCACGGCAUGAUGGCCGCGCUCCAUAACGGCCACCCUGCCAACAGCCUGUCUCAGAUGAUGAGCUACCAGGGGAUUCAGAACAGCCGGCUGGGCCCGCAGCCCCACAUCCUGCAGCAGCAGCAGCAGCAGCAGCAGCAGAUGCAGCAGAUGCAGAACCUGCAGCAGCUCCAGCAGCAGCAGAGCAUCCAGCUGCAGCACCAGAACUCUAACACCACCAGCAGCCAGAACUUCAUCAGCGGCGAGCUGGGCUCCCCGGAGCUCCAGCAGGGCAGCGGGAACUCCAGCUUACCCAUCCACACCAUCCUGCCGCAGGACACCCAGAUCAUCAGCCAGUCCAUGCCCAGCACCCAGUUCCUCACCCCACCCUCCCAGCACAGCUAUUCAGGCCCCAUGGACAACACCCCAAACCACCAGGUGCAGGUGCCUGAUCACCCCUUUCUGACCCCCUCCCCCGGCUCCCCCGACCAGUGGUCCAGUUCUUCUCCUCACUCCAACAUGUCCGACUGGUCGGAGGGCAUUUCAAGUCCACCGACGAGCAUGCAGUCUCAGAUGGGACAUAUACCUGAACAGUUCAAAUAAAAAAACAAGCUUCCCGCCCAGAUGAGCUGCUGUAUAUUUUUUUAUUAUAAGAAGGCACUCUUUGUUGAAAAUGGAAAAGAAAAAGGGCAAAACUGUAAACAUGAUUUCAUAGGACAUUUUGAUAUGCUUUUAUACUAACAGCUACACCUUUAUUUCAUCCAUUCUUUUUAUUUAUUAAUGCCUUAUUUAUACGCAUUGCCUGCUUACAGAAAUGGUGGGGAUCCGUGGUGCAGGGUCAUACGCAGGACAGAGUUUUGUCUCUUUUCUUUUAGCAUUUAUUUUCUUCAGUGAAGCCGCAGCAUACACACUGGGUAUUUAUUUCCUUAGGGAGUUUUAGUCUUUGCCUUUUUCAUAUGAUUUCCCAAUCUUUGUUUAUAUUUCGUUUUUUUGUAUAAUCUUGUUUAUAAAUACACUUGUGAUUAUUGGGCAUUUUAUAUAGCAUAUUUUAAGUUCAGUGUUAUUUCAGUGUUUUGUUCUUAGUGUGGCAAAUAUUUUAGUCAGUCGUUGAUAAACGAGUUAUGACUGUUAACAGAACACAUGUCCUGUAUGUUUUCACAAUGCCCCCCCUUUUAAAAUAUCACGUAAUUCUUAGUUAUGCUCUCUACAAUUGUGUACAUUUCUUGAAUCAAUGGGACAACAUUACGUUGUGCCUCUAGAUUUGAUUGUGUUCAUGUGUAGAGAUGUGUUGGAGAUGUGAUAUGUUGUACAGUAUACAGCCAUCUUGGAGAUUGGCAGUUAAGACAGGCCUAAGUAUCGGUUGGUGUCUGAGAACUGGCCCGUUGGCCACAGUGUGUGAUCUUGUCCGGAGGGAAAAGGAAAAGGAAUUUCCCCUCUCCCUCCUAUUAGUUUGAGCCUAUGGCUGUGUUCUUCCUUUUUGUAUAAUUCCCUUGUAAGCAAGAUUUUGUUUAAGAAAUCUGAUGUCUUAAGCAUGCAAUUUUGAUAGGUCUCGCACCAGUCAACAGCCUCUAAAAUGUCAAACAGAAUUUAUAUUUUGUAUUUUAAUGUCCCUUAUGCAUAAAUAAAUUUGAACUAUUUACAAAUAGAUAUAUUGUUAGGAGACAUUUUUCUCAUAAAAAGGAAAAAACACAUAAAUAUUGAGGUAUAAUAAAUUCAUAUUUAUUGACUGUUCUGUAACACAUUAAAUCCACUGAGGCAACCAUUUGUGCAUAUCAUUAAAUGUUUUUGUUACACUUUGGUUUGUGAAAAAGAAACUGUUGGCCAAGUUUUCUGUUGUCUCGGCUUCAGUACUUUGUGAGACACUCCCUAUAGAGUUUACAAAAUGUUUGUUCUGUUUUUCUAAACAUUAGGUUGUAGUAAUGAUAUCUGCAAUAUGUUUCCUUCCCCGUAUAAAUGUAUACUUUACAAGAAAUGUAUUUUACCCUUUUCAUUUUCAAUUUGUAAAAAAAUGUUCUUGUCAUAAUAAAAAGGCACCUGGUGUCUUGAACUUAU